GAUUUCGGAUUUGAAUCCGGUCUGGGAUUUCAAGAAUAGUAACAGAAAUAGCUUUCGUUCGCGCAAAUAAUUUGCUAUAGUGAAAACCUUACGAACAUUAAAUCAUUGGUUUGUAAAUGUGAUCAUGGACUGUCCGUCUGACAGCGUUGUUGUUCUGCGUAAGAGCUGUGUUUUAGAGCUGUCACAUUACAGAACCGCGGCUUCCAGCUUGGACGAUCUCGCUCGCUUUUGAAGACUGAACGCCUGCGAUGGAGGCCGAUCUGCUGAUUGACUGGCAGCAGGAGCGGGCGGAGAUGCGGGCCGAGCUGUCGCGGAUGCAGGACGAGCUAGCGGAGAGCUGCGCGGAGAAGGAGGAGCUUCGGUCCCGGGCGCAGGCUUUGACUGACAGGCUGGCGCAGUCUCUGGACACCAUGUCUGCGCGGCAGGACGGCGAGCAGCGCGACUGGAAGCGGAAGCUACGGGAGGGCAGAGAGCGAGAGGCCCGGCAGGCCCAACUGAUCCACAAGCUCCAGAGCAAGGUUCUGGAGUACAGGGCACGUUGUCAGGGUCUGGAGGCCCAGAUGAAGAAUGAAGAGAGAGAGCUGCACUCCAGAGAGAAGAAGAUCAGGAAUGACCACAGCAACUCGCUGGAGAGUGCCCUCAUCAGGCUGGAGGAGGAACAGCAGAGAAGUGUUGGGAUGGCAGAAAUGAACGCUCUUCUGCGCAGUCAGGUCAACCAAUCAGGAGAGGCCAAUGAAGCUCUGAGAGAGGACCUGGGCAAGCUGACAGCUGAUUGGGCCAGAGCUGUGGAGGAGGCGGGGCGAAGGGAGAAAGAGUGGCAGAAGGAGAAAGAGCUCCUGACCAGUCACAUUGGGCGAGAGCACACCCGUCUGAUCUCACUGUGGGGGGGCGUGGUCACGCUGAGGCGCCACUAUCACACGCUGAGGACAGCCACUGACAGGGACUUGUGGGAGCUGAGGGCGGAGUUCUCCCGGCUGUCGUCCUCCCUGCUGUCCUGCUGCGGGUCGGUUAGCUCCUCCCUCUCAUCUGGCCUUGGGACAGGCCACGUCCCCAGCGGUGGAGCAGGCCACGCCCCCAGCCUCGUGGUCCUGCCCACUCCGGGGCCGUUGUCUCUCCAGGACCUGGAGCGCAGUCUCCAGGAGAAGGAGCGGGAAUUCCUGGAGCUGAAGGACCGGCAUCGCUCCGAGACCGAGCAGCUGCAGGACCGGAUCUCCGAGCUGUCCUCGACCCUUCAGAACCAGGAGAGGGAGAGGAAGGAAGAGGAAGAGGAGGAGGAGAGGAAGAGACAGAGCGAGGCGGAGAAACAGAAGGAGAGAGAGAGGGAUUGGGAGAGGCAGAGAGAGGUGGAGAGAGACCUACAGUCUGUCCAGCAGGCUGUUCUUAACCUGGCGAACUUCCUCAGCUCCCAGCGGCCGGGUGGGCGGGGCAGCGCUCCCAUGUCUCUGGCUGAGCUGUCCAAUGACAGGCUGGCUCUGGCUGAGCUGUCCAAUGACAGGCUGGCCUCUCUGCUCACUGUCAUCGCCGAGGCAGAGACCGCCCUCCAGUGUCGACACGAGGAACUGCAGGAAGCGGAGGUGAGAAUCCUGGGGUUGGAGGCGGAGAGAGAGGACCUGGAGCAGCAAAUCAGAGUCCUGCAGAAGGAUGGGGCGGAGCUUCAGGAGUGGGCACUGCAGGGGGGCCAGGAGCUCACACACACACAGGAGCUGCUGCAGAGUGAGCGGGAGAUGGCGGUCGCCCUGGGCAGCCAGCUGAGGGAGGCGGAGCGGAGCGGGGAGGAGCUGCGGCAGGAGAACGAGCUCCUGAGACGCCAGCGCAGCCGCGACGAGGAGGAGCGCCAGGAGCUGGAGCGAGACCGGCAGAGACGGGUGGAGGCGGGGCUGCAGGAGGCUGCCCAGCUGAUGGGGCGGGUGGAGCAGGGCCGGCAGGAUCUCUGGGACCUGCAGGGGGAGCUGGAUCAGGAGCGCCUGGAGAGAGAGCGUGCCGAGGGGGAGUCCGCCCAGGCCCGGGAAGCGCUGGUGAAGGCGCGCGAGUCCGUCCUCUCUCUGUCCUCCAGUCAGACUCAGCUGAGACGGGAGGUGGCAGAGGGGCGGGACUCCCUGGACAAGAUGGCCGCCCUGAACGAGGCCCUGGUCCUGGACAAGAGGGAGCUCGGAGCGCGUACGCUACAGUUGGAAACGGAGUUGGCCGACGCCCUGUCCUGCCUGCAGACAAUGAGGUCAGAGGUCAUGGCCCUUCAAAGGGCGCUGAAGGCAGUUACCCAGGAGGCCACAGAAAUGAGGGCUCAGAUGGCUGGAGAUGUGGAGUCGCUGCAGCUGAUGGGGGACAGAGAGAGGGAUCUGGAGAGGGAGGUGCAGACUGAGAGAGAGGCGAGAGAGAGGGAGACCUGCCUGCUGAGCGAGGCCAGAGAAAGGGACGCAAGAAAACUUCAGGAGCUCUCAGGGCUGCACAAUGCAGUCUGUGCUGAGAUGCGGAGCGUGCAGGCAGAGCUGAGCCGGGCUCAGGAGCAGCAGAAGCGGGCGGAGAGAGAGAGAGACGACCUGCUGAGGGAGGGGCAGCGCCUGGAGGGGGGCGUGCGAGCGCUGGAGAGAGAGAGGGAGGAGCUGGAGACCGACCGCGACCAGCUCAGGUCGCUCUCGGCCUCCCUGCGGCAGCAGCUGGCUCAGCUACAGGAGCAGAGCUCCAGCCUGGAGGUGCACAGGGGCCAGCUGGAGGUCCAGGUGCACACGCUGACGCAGGCUAAAGAUGCACUGCAAGGGGAGAUCAGGUGCUUGCGGGAGGAGCUGGAGAGGCAGAUGUCUCAGAGGGAGGUGGAGACAGCGGAGGCGCAGGAAGAGAGGGAGAGGAGCCGCGAGGAGGCGCAGGGCCGGCAGAAGGAGGUGCAGAGGCUGCAGGAGGCGCUGGAGCUUGCGGAGGAGCAGCGUGCAGAGCAGGAGGCCCAGAGGAGUCUGUGGCAGAGCGAGAGGGAGGCGCUGAGCUCUGAGCUGGGCCAGCGGGACGGGGAGGUGGAGGCGCUGAGGAGCAGGGUGGAGGGCCUGCAGAGGGAGAGGGAGGUGUUGGAGGAGAGCCAGGCGGCCCUGGAGGCGCUGCGCUCCCAACUGAGCGCCGAGCAGAGGAGGCAGGAGCAGAGCGCGAGGGAGGUGCGAGGAGACGCCCAGCGGUGGAGGGAGCGAGCAGGGGAGGCGCAGAAGGAGGUGCAGUCCCUGACCCUCAAGCUGACGGAGGGAGAGAGGGAGGGAGCGAGGGCCCUGGAGAGGGAAAGGGAGAGGAGCGCAGAGCAGCUCAGGCAGGCAGACGAGGAGGUGGCCAGGCUGGAGGCCCGAGUGGAGGUGCUGGACGAGCUGAACUCCCGACUGAGAGAGGGGGAGCGGGUAAGGGAGGAGGAGGAGGACAGGAGCAGGAGGACAAAGGAGGCAGAGGGGAGAGACAGGGAGGAGCGGCUGAGAGGGGAGCUGGGCCACAGGAAGGAGGAGGUGGCCCAGCUGAAGGCCAGCCUCAACGAGCUGGAGAGGGAGAAGGAGGCGAGCUGGAGGAGGAUCGGCGAGCUCCAGGGGAGUGUGGAGAGCCAGGAGGCACUCCUGCGGGAGAGAGAGGAGGAGCUUAGGAGGAUGAGGAGGGUGCAAGAGGAGGCAGCAGCCAGGCUCCAGCAGGAGGAAGAGGAGCUGAGCAGGACGAAGGAGCGGCUCAUGGAGCAGGAGCUGUCAGUGCAGGAGACGCAGGCCAUCCUGGAGCGAGAGAGGACUUUGAGGACAGAGAGAGAAGAGGAGCUGGAGACCGCCGAGGGAGAGAGGGAGAGAGCACGGGAGCGUGUGCGGGAGGUGGAGGAGGAGCGGGAGGGGCUGCUGGAGGAGGUGGAGAGGUGGAGAGGAGUGGCGGAGGAGAGGGAGAGAGCGGGGGAGAGUGUGUCGAAGGCCCUGGUGAAGAGAGAGGGGGAGCUGGAGGAACUGAAGACUCGGCUGGAGGAGGGAGUGGAGGAGGAGAGGAGGAUGAGGCAGAGCCUGCUGGAGGGAGAGGAGGAAAGGGAGAGCCUGGCGUCCCAGGUGAGGGAGGAGCAGGGGGAGGUGGAGAGACUCAGGGCCAGUGUGGAGGAGCUGCAGAGGGGACAGCGCUCCCUGCUGGAGGGAGAGGAGGAGAGGGAGAGCCUGGCGUCCCAGCUGAGGGAGGAGCAGGGGGAGGUGGAGAGGUGGAGAGGAGUGGCGGAGGAGAGGGAGAGAGCGGGGGAGAGUGUGUCGAAGGCCCUGGUGAAGAGAGAGAGGGAGCUGAAGGAACUGAAGACUCGGCUGGAGGAGGGAGUGGAGGAGGAGAGGAGGAUGAGGCAGAGCCUGCUGGAGGGAGAGGAGGAGAGGGAGAGCCUGGCGUCCCAGCUGAGGGAGGAGCAGGGGGAGGUGGAGAGACUCAGGGCCAGGGUGGAGGAGCUGCAGAGGGGACAGCGCUCCCUGCUGGAGGAGAGAGGAGGUCAGGUGGAGGUGCUGGGUGAGAGGGUGCGGGAGCUGGAGGAGGAGAGAGACCGCCUCACCGCAGAGCUGAGGAGCAGAGAGAGGGAGGUGGGGGCCCUCAGGGAGGAGGUGGAGAAGGAGCGGAGAGAGAGGGAGAAGGCCAGCUCCUCGCUGAGGUGGAGAGAGGAGGAGAUCAGGCAGGAGCGGGAGAGGAGGGAGGCGAUGGCCGCCCAGCUCCACUCCCUCACAGAGGAGGUGGGGGAGCUCUCUAAGGGCCGGGACCGGGCCCGGGCGGAGGCCAAGGAGAAGGAGGUGGACAAGGAGAAUAUGAGGGAGGGCCUGAAGGAAGCGCUUCAGGAGAUGGCCACGCUGAAGGAGCUCCUGGAGGAGAGCCACGGAGAGGGAGAGAAACUUCGCUUGCUCCUGCAGGAGAGAAGGGAGGAGCUGGUGCGGAGCAGGGAGGAGAGGCUGCGGGCGGCUCGGGGGGAGUUGGACACGCUGGAUGGGAGGGUCAGGAGCGUGGAAGGGGAAAAGCAGAAGCUGGAGGCGCAGCUGAGGCUCAGGGAGGCCGAGCUGCUCCGAGCCGCACAGCUCCGUGAGGAGGAGGCCAGAGAGAGGGACCGGAGUGAGAGGAGGUGGGAGGAGUCCGAGAAGGUGCUGCGGGACACGGUGGUGCAGAGGGAGGCGGAGCUAACCCGCGUCAGGGCGCGAGUCGACGCCCUGGAGGAGCAGAGGAUGGAGCUGAACUCCGCAUCGGCCAGGAGGACCCAGGAGAUUCUGCAGCUCAGCACAAGGGCGAGGGAGUUGGAGCACGAGCAGGAGUUGCUGAGGAAAGGGAGGAUAGAGGAGACGGAGAGGUGGGAGGAGAGGAUGGCCGAGCUGAGGAAGGAGGGGGAGGAGAAAGGGGAGAAGUGGAUGGAAGAAGAAGGGCAGCUGAAGAGGGAGAGCGAUAGACUGAAACGGGAGGCGGAGGAGAGAGAGGAGGAGGUGGAGGAGGUGCGAGAGAUGUUGCGAGAGAAGGAGAGAGAGGUGGAGGUGCUGCAGGAAAGGGUGGAAGAGGCAGAAAUGAGAAUGGCUACGCUGAUGCAAGCAGAGGAGGAGAGAGAGAGGGAGGCUCAUGCGGAGGAGAGAGAAAAGGAGGCGCAGGAGGAGGAGAGGGAGAGACAGAGGGAGAGAGAGAGGGAGAGACUGCAGAGACAGCUCACAGAAAGGAGCAGGGACGCCGGGGAGCUGAGGGAGAGGAUGCGGGAGCUGGAGGAGGCGCUGGAGAAAGAGAGGGAGCGCAGGAUAGAGGCGAGGAAGCGAGAGCACCUCCGUACGCUGGAGGAGAAGAAGAGGGGAGACCAGGCCCAGACGGCAGAGCUGCUGCAGAGCAUUCUGGGUAAAGCAGAGGAGGAGAAGGCGAGGCUGGUCGCGGAGCUGAGUGAGAGAGAGGAGGAGGUCAGGAGGUGGAGGAGCAGGGCGGAGGCGCAGGGGGGAGGAGAGGGUGAGAGACUGGGGAGGGAUGGAGGCCCCGGGGAGGCGCAGCAGGGAGUGGAGGACGCUCCGGACGGCCUGAGCAUGGAGAACAUGAGAGCCAGAGUGGCCACGCUCCUCCUGGAGAAGGAGGAGAGGGAGGCGCAGCUGAGCGAGAGGGAGGCGCAGAUCUACACGCUGAAGAGGAGGGUCGAGGACCUUCUUAAGGACCGGGAGCGCGUUCGGAACGCUCUGGAGCAGACUGAGGCCACACUGAUCCAGUACCAGGAGAAGAACCGGAAAACUGGAAAACUCACACACUCUCAGUUACACCCUGGGUUUGUGCCUGGUCACCUGGACUUGUGUGCGGUGCCUGAACAGGAGAAGCCGCAAGAACAGGAUACACCAGGAGGGGGCGCCGAUGUGCCGGAGCGGGAGAGGCUGCAGGUCUCAGACAGCCCAGCAGGGGACGCUGCGCUGCAGGAGAGACUGCAGGUCUCAGACGGGCCAGCAGGGGGCGCUGCGCUGCAGGACAGACUGCACUUCUCAGACGGGCCAGGAGGGGGCGCUGGCGUGCGAGAGUGGCUGCAGCUCUCAGACGGGCCAGGAGGGGGCGCUGGCGUGCGGGAGUGGCUGCAGCUCUCAGACGGGCCAGGAGGGGGCGCUGGCGUGCGGGAGCGGCUGCAGGCCAUGCAGAAGGCUGUUGCGCAGCUGGAGUUGGAGCUGCAGAGGCUGCAGGAGCGGAACGCGCAGCUGGAGCAGAGAGUGGCCCGGCUGCGGACCGAGAGGACGGGGCUCAGGGAGGCGCUGAAGCAGGGGGUGCCGGCUCACACAGAGCAGGAGGAGGAGACGCUGAACCUGCUGAGGGCCCGUGUGCUGGAGCUGGAGGAGCAGGUGCAGCACCUGAGGAGAACGCUGGCAGCGGAUCACAGGGAGAGGGAGGAGUUUAUCCAACGGUCCUCCCGGAACAACCAAUUGCUGAUCUCACUGCGGCAAGACCUGAACGAAUCAUUGGCUGUGGUGUCGCAGAAGCCCCUCCCAUCUGUCCUGGAGGCCGAGACACAGCGAUUGGACAGAAGUCUGAGGGAGGAGGAGUUUCGUUUAUCUCUCAGCCAGUCCUGACGGAUUUCUUACGCGUUGCACUACGUCCAUGUUGCUGUUUGAAAUGUUCCUAACUUUUAGUUUUUAUGUUACUUGAGGUGGAAAAAUGGCCACUGAGAUAUUGUUGUUGAAGAUGAGUUGAAGUGCUUGCCUGACUGACGCUUACAGCUUUUAUAUGACUUCAAACCUGUUUACGUAAUGCAGUUUACAUUAUUUAUUUAUAAUAAAUUACAUUUUUGAUAUUUUGUGUAAUUGUAUUUAAUAUCAUUAUACUAUUGUACAACUUUUAUUCAAUAAAAAAAACUAUUUCAGGCC
Conger conger (European conger) is the source of this 7304-nucleotide messenger RNA. RefSeq names its product trichohyalin. Lineage: Eukaryota; Metazoa; Chordata; Actinopteri; Anguilliformes; Congridae. The transcript is spliced from 22 exons. The record is from RefSeq and is a predicted model, not a curated record. Bases 249 to 7010 code for a protein of 2253 amino acids.